Molecule: messenger RNA, 1014 nt
Organism: Rhizophagus irregularis DAOM 181602=DAOM 197198
Lineage: Eukaryota; Fungi; Glomeromycota; Glomeromycetes; Glomerales; Glomeraceae
Product: Nicotinamide/nicotinic acid mononucleotide adenylyltransferase 1 variant 2
Biological process (GO): NAD+ biosynthetic process
Molecular function (GO): nicotinate-nucleotide adenylyltransferase activity; nicotinamide-nucleotide adenylyltransferase activity
Source: RefSeq, a predicted model, not a curated record
UCCGAACAAAACUACCAUGACUACCAUGGCUUCAGUUAAAAGUAAUGGCAUUAGUAAAAAAACACAAUUACCUUCUCCUUCGGCUACUGAGUUGGAAGAAGAUGACCCAGCCGUUAAACUUCAGCCCUCAGACAUUAAAGAUUAUUUUUUUCCAGCGCAUAGGCUUAAAACACAACUCGAAGAUGACACAAAAGAGCCUGUUGUUAUAGUUGCGUGCGGGUCAUUUUCACCGAUCACGUAUUUACAUUUACGAAUUUUUGAAAUGGCGAAGGAUUACAUCCACGAGAAUACGAAUUUUGAAAUUAUGGGAGGAUAUUAUUCCCCCGUAUCAGAUCAUUAUCAAAAGGAGGGUCUAGCCCCGUCUCAUCAUAGAGUUCGCAUGGGUGAACUUGCAGUAGAACGAACUUCAACUUGGUUGAUGGUUGACGCAUGGGAGAGUCUUCAGCCCGAAUACACUAGAACAGCAUUGGUACUUGAUCACUUUAAUGAAGAAAUAAACACCAAACGUGGUGGAGUCAUGACAUCUAGAGGUAAAUGUCGGCAUGUGAAAGUUUUACUACUUGCUGGUGGUGACUUGAUUGAAUCUUUCAAGACUCCCGGUCUUUGGCUGGAUGAUGAUCUUCAUCAUAUUCUUGGUGAUUAUGGAUGUCUAAUUGUUGAAAGAACUGGAGCUGAUGUUUGGGGCUUCUUAUUAGGCCACGAUAUACUUUACCAGCACAGAAAAAAUGUCUAUGUAAUUAAACAAUUAAUAUAUAACGAUAUCAGCUCAACGAAAGUGCGAUUGUUCGUGAGGCGUGGGAUGUCUAUAAAAUAUCUUCUUCCUAAUUCUGUUAUUAAGUACAUUCAAGCAAAUGGAUUGUAUGAUACUUAACUUAUGUAAGUUUUAUUCAUUUAAAGAGAUUAUAACUUCCUUAGAUAUAUAUUGAAGUAUUAUGAUUAACAGUUAAUAUUUAUAUUUCGACUUAAUUGUCAUAUUUUACUUUUUAAUAAAUUUUUACUAAUUGUUAUAAAUAC